GACGUCUUGGUGCCCCACCCGCUCUGCUGCUAAGAUGUAUUUAGGGGAAGUGGACGACGGUGGUUUCCUUGCUGAGCCACAGGCCUUUCAUCCAGUCCUCUCGAAAUGCUGCCUGGAGUUCCAUUUGCAGGAGAUGAGACAAGCUCAGGGCACCUGUGCUCAGCUCCAUCCCCCGCCUCAAGGCACCUUGCAAGUCGUCCGUGGAGAUGGCACAUCUCUGGGGACUGUGCUCAUAUUCCACUGCCCCUCUGGCCACCAGAUGGUGGGGUCUGGCCUCCUCACUUGUGCCUGGAAUGGGAGCACCGUUGACUGGUCUUCAGGAAGCCCUGUGUGCAAAGCUGUGCCACCGCAUGAGACCUUCGGCUUUAAGGUGGCAGUGAUCGCCUCCAUUGUGAGCUGUGCCAUCAUCCUGCUCAUGUCCAUGGCCUUCCUCACCUGCUGCCUCCUCAAGUGUGUGCAGAAAAAUGAGCGGCGGCGUGCUGACAGGACGGCACAACUCUGGUACCAGCUGAGAGGCGAGGACCUGGAGACGGUACAAGCUGCCUACUUGGGCCUCAAGGGACACAACCACAAUAACAGCAGCAGCGUCGGUGGUGGCAAUGGUGGCCCCAGUGGUGGUGGCGGCAAGCCAGGAAUUCAGCACAGCCAGGCCCAUGACAACCACAGCUUCACCACGUCUGUGUUUGCUGCUGGCAGUCAGUGGAGACCUUCUGAAGCCUUAGUGGGAAUAGUCUGCCUUCCACAGCCCCCCACCCCACCCCAGUAUCUGCAUAGCCUGGAGGCUGAUUUCCAAGAGAAUUGACAAACCAGGACAGAGCUCUGUAAGCCCACCCUAACCCCAAGACACCAUCCCUCAAACUUCGAGUUCACAACUGCGCGGCCUGCACAUCCUUACGUGAUCUUUGAGUGGCUUCCUGAUAUGACUCCUAUUGCUGGACCCCUUGCUUCAACUCCAGCUACACUGGACACCUCACAGAUGCAGAGGCCACUCUUGGAUCCAGCAUGUACUGUAGAACACUUCCCCAGUUAUCCCAUAGCACCUCGCUUCAGCCAGCUCAGUGCUCUGACACAGCCCAGUGGGGGAGCACUUGUGAGUCUGCACAAGGCCCUGUGUUGUAAACUCAGUACUGUGUAUGCAUGCACGGACAAGAAUCACUUAUCUCUGUUGUUUUGUAGGUGUAUAAACUGAGGAUAGGACCACUCUGUGGUACAGUUAAAGGGAAGAAGGAUGCUAUUGUAGAUUUGCGAGAGAGCAGCCAGAGGCAUCUGGAAGAGUCCAGAGCAGAAGAGAAAUAAGUAGACUGAAUGUGGCCAGCAGACUGGACCUGGCCAAGGCUAUCUGGGAGAGAGGGGAGAAUACCAGGGAGAGAGGGUGGGGAGAGAGAAGCCUGUGAGCUGAAAGGAGUUGAGUAGGGUAGGUCAUGGGAAGGAUGCUCACUAGGAUGCUAGCCUGGACUUUGAAAUGUGUAAAAAGUAGGUGCGGUACUCUGCCUGGCGGCCAGCAGGAGUGUUGAUAUGCUAAUAGGCACCACAGACAGCCCUCUGUUCCUUCUGCCCGGGGUAAGGGAAGUGGCUCCUUCUGGUAGAUGGGAACCAGCUUCAAGUUCCUCCAUCAGAAAUCUUCCCAGAGUCCAGGGGGAGCCCGCUGGACUGCCUUUUGGAGUUUCUAUAUAUGAUAUAUAGAUCUAUAGGUAUAUGACAGAUGUUUUCAGCACCAUGAGAGGUACUGAGCCUGUGAUUAUGAUAAUGGUAGCCAGAGUUUUAUUAAGGCUAGAUUAAUAGCUUAGCAGAGCUACAUUAAUACAUUAAACUCUGAACUUUUGAUGUCUUA
Mus musculus (house mouse) is the source of this 1831-nucleotide messenger RNA. RefSeq names its product sushi domain containing 3 (gene Susd3). The record is from RefSeq and is a predicted model, not a curated record. NCBI's taxonomy places the organism in Eukaryota, Metazoa, Chordata, Mammalia, Rodentia, Muridae. The transcript is spliced from 6 exons. Gene Ontology annotation, cellular component: plasma membrane. Bases 35 to 802 code for a protein of 255 amino acids.